This is a messenger RNA of Dovyalis caffra, 345 nucleotides long. The record is from the annotation of a GenBank genome assembly. NCBI's taxonomy places the organism in Eukaryota, Viridiplantae, Streptophyta, Magnoliopsida, Malpighiales, Salicaceae.
AUGUGGAGAAGAGUUUCUUUCCAAGAAGGACCCCAAAGUGGUACUGAUCAUGAAAAAGCCACGAGUACUGGUACUGCAGCUGCUGAAGAAUUCAGGUUUAUUAUUUCCAAGAAAACUGAAAGUUCUGAUCAAGAAGAUGCCAAGAGUACUAAUAGCAGUGUUGAUGAAUUUUUAAACCCGCUUGGCAUUCUUUUACCUAAGAAAAAGAGGAGAAUGACUGAACAAAAGUUUGUCAAGAAAAACCAUCAUUAUAUCAGUUCUUAUCGAGAUGGUUUGAAAUUAAAGAUCGAAAGGAGGGUCGAGGAGAGAGAGCAUCAAAGAAAAGAAAGAAGAUGGGAAGGGUAG